GCGCCGGCCGCAGUUUGGCGGUGCGGAGGCGGCGGUGGCGGCGGCUCCUGCCGGGACGCCCCGUCCCCGAGGGACGCCCGUCCCGGUUGUCGGCCUGAAAUUCCUCUUGCUAGUCUUCCAUUCUGUUAAAUGCUUCGCAAACCAGAGCAAAGGAAGAGACAUGAAGAGUUGAAUUUCACUGCCUUGUUUGGAACUGGGUGGAAAUCCUGGAGAUGGAUCUCUUAGGAGUCUGUCUUCCAAUUGGGUUAGAUGCACAGGAGCAAUGGAUCGCCCCAGCUACCUGGAAGAGGACUAUUCUAGCCUGGAUGGGCUGGACGAUGACGUGUUUCACUCUGAUGACUUUGGACUUGCAGGUCAGCCUGGUGAGAUGACUGCAACUGGCUUUUUCACACAGAACCAGUCCUACAGCUGCCUUCUGGGGAGAUUUCAACUAUUCCCCCUCACACACUGCUGUGGUCCCGGUAUCAGGCAUCCUGAGCAGCAGGACAAGGCAACUCAAACACUCAGCCCAUCCUCUUCCAGUCAGGAUGUUAUGUUGCCUUGUGGAGUCACUGAAGAGCCACGGAGACUCUUCUAUGGGAGUGCUGGUUACCGUUUACAUGUCCCUCCAGCUGGUUUUGUGUUGGAUCCUCACCUCCAAGAGGAACCUCAGGAAGGUCAGCGGGAAGCACGUGCUGAGGUGCAGAUUGCACGGAAGUUGCAGUGCAUUGCCGACCAGUUCCACCGGCUCCACAUACAGAGGCAUCAGCAGAACAGAAAUCAAGUGUGGUGGCAGCUUUUUCUCUUCCUACACAACUUGGCCUUAAACACAGAGGUGAACAGGAACCACACUGGGCAGAGGUGAGCUUCGCCCGCCUGUUUCAGGCCACAUCCAGUCUGCAGGGAGCACUGAACAAACACUGGUUCGGGGGCGAGACGUUGCACACCGCCGGCCGGAUGUGAGGACUCUGACUUUCUGAUACUCGUCUUCAAGUUUGGGUGUCUUUAUGGACUCUUCUUUGCUGCUGCCUGCCUCGCGAGGCAGGGAGCUCUUGUCCAACACUGUUGAAGGAAAGCCAGAAUGUGGGUGUGUUUGGUAAAGCUUGCUGCUGGCUCCCCGCACCGGUGACCUCUGUGCAAGGGAGGCAGGUAUUAGACUGAAGGCUUCCUCUGCCCUGGGUAGUAGUGGAUGGUAGAGUGCAGGAGCGUCAUUUUGGUUGCUAGUUAAAAAUGAUGCCUGGGAUUGAUGACUAAAAAUACUUCGGGUAUCUUCCAGAACAGAGAUGCUCAAUUCCUCCACAUUUUUAGCAAUGAAAAAUAUUCAUGUAGCUUGGAACCAUCAGGUUACUUCUUUUAUUCAUUGGUUACUGUUUAUUUCAUUGCACCCUGUGUGAGAGAAAAUCACAAAGAAAUCUGACCUCUUCAGCCAUUCCAUUGGGUACCACUUGCAGCUCUCUCACAAGUUGUUCUUUGUCAUUGCCAUCAAAAAAAAAAUAAAAAAAAAUCAGUAGAACAGUCUGAAAAAGAAACUGUCUUGGGGUUGCUGGUGGCUAUUAGUUUCUGCCACUGCCUGCUUUCAGUUCAGUGUUCUCAGUGCCCAUGAGCCAGCAGAAAGCCAAACCCCAUGGAAUAUGGCAUAAGUGUCAUUCUUCUACAAUGCUAAUGUAUAUGUUUUUAGUAGCUUUGUGAUGGAUGUUUAUUUUAUUUUGGUUUUCUUUUCUCUUACUAUAAUGUGGUUGGUCAGGAACGCUUAGAUCCCAGGCAUCCGAUAAUUUUGCUUCAGGAUUUGACAGGGAAAUUAAUUAGCAUCUGGUCUGAUAUGUACACUGUACAAGCAGUCUGUCCAUUACUCUAGUGCAUAGUGUUUGGAGGCUGUUGUGAGCAUAUACUGACUAGCAGCAGUAAUGGUAUUUCAAGGGAGGUCUAUCAGUUCCCAGUCUGUAUGCACUCAGAGGUUUGUCCGUAUGGCUGACACUAUUGGACCAGCACAGGGAAACUACCCUACCAAAAGGAAGUAGCCUUAAAUAUUAAUGGCUACUUCUCUGUAGCCUUAAAUAUGCUUAGUUCACAGACCCAGUGACAACUAGGGUAAAACAUGAACAGAGAAGCAAUACAGACCUUAUUAUUUUUUCUGGAAAUUUCCAUAUUGCCACUGCACCUUGUUGUAAGUCUCAAAUGAUGCAACCAGCAUGAGGAAGAGCUGUCCAGAGAAUUGCUCUUCAGUUGUGUUAGAAACUACAGCUGCAGGUGUUGAGAAAUUCUUCUGCUCUUGAUCCACUCUGAAAAAUACGCAUUACUGUAUGGAAGAGUAGUUUACUUGCACAUAUGCUUUCCUUCUCCACCCCUCUUUGCGUAUUUGUCUCUAAUUCCUCCUUUCUCUGGUAUUUGUGUAAUCUCAUCAUUGCACUGUAGUGUCUGGUGACAGUUUGCUGAACAGAGUUAAUUUUGGACCUUCUUGCUUUCUUCCAGCCCCAUUCUCUCUGAUUUUCAUCCUGCUCUGCUGUGGCAGAAUGUACUUUAGCUCCCUGAAAGAGGUUCCCAAACCUUUUUCACCCUCAUGUAUUCACAGUCACUCUCUUUAAACAUAAGGAGAGAGUUUAUGAGAAAAAAGUUUUUUUUCUCCCUUUGUGUUAUUUUUCUAGCUAGAGCUAGAGUAAUAUGUUUGUCCAUGAUGGUUAAUAAUUCAUAUAAAUGAAUCUCAAGUAAUAUUUUUGGGGGUGGGUUUUAUGGAGGGGGAGGUGGGAGGUUUUUUUUAGGAGGGUGGAUUGUUUUUGGUUUUGUGUUGUUUCUUUAAGCAUGUGCACUACAGAGUUACCCAGAGUAAUCUAAGGGAUAGCUGUUGCUGACUAUGCUGCAGCAGGAUGGGAGCUGCUCUCUGCCCAUGCUGCCAGAGACGAGGCUUUCCAUCCUUUGCUUUGCGCAGUCUGCUUGAUGUAAGCGCUGGCCGUUGGAGAAAGAGGACUUAAAUGGUGGGGAAAGCCCAAGGUGUAGUGCAAGCACAGACUGAACUGUAAAGCCAAAUGUUAAGGAGAGAACUCUUAAAUAAGAAGCUCUUUAAGAGGCAGAAGUGGAAGUGUGGAGGCUCAGGAAGCAAGGCAGCAAUGAUGCCUCCCUGUAUGGCAUGCCCUUGGAUGUGAUGCUUGCAUUUCCCUCUGCUUUCCAGGACCUUUUUAUCAGGAACAGUCAAUGCUACAUCAUAACAGCUCUGCAAACUACAAAAAAUUCAGCAACUGCUUCUGACAUUUAAAAACCAUUGUCAGCUUUCCUCUUUCCCUCUGCCCUGACUUGACGGCCAAACAGGCGAAUAAGGCCCGUCCUCUGGACGCACAAGCUGGGAAGAUAAGUCUGGUAAUGCCACUUUCUAGUGUUAAGACCCGACCAACUUAUCUAGGACGAGACUCUUCUUAACAUGGAGAAACAAGUACCUGAAAUGGUUCCUCAGUCGGCCUGCUGGCCUCAAUAAAGUCAUUUGGCUCAGGGAAAGACACAUCUUUGCCAGUCCAUAUUUCCCACUGCAACAAGAGACUUAUCAAAAUUGGUCAUGCCAGGGUCUCAAAACCUUCUUGAACAACAAUACUUCCUUGGAGACGUAGAGCUAAUGCUAGACAAAGGCUGACUUCCUGCAAUAUGCAUGUUGGUUACUGGUGCCAGAGAUUUACAACCACUGAUAAUAUAUUUUAAUUAUAUUCCAUAUCUGCGUAUCUCAGAGAAAGGAAAUAUGCUCUGUCAACCCAAAAGUAUUACUUUGCUUCAUGUAGAUUUGGAGGGGCAAGCUGGUUAUUUGCUUAGGGAAAAGCAACUACUUCAUACUUAAAGUUUCACCUACCUGGGAAUAUAGUGGGAAGGUUUCACACAUUUAUCAGCAAACACAUGGAUGCACAGCACUCAUGUAUGUGUCACCUAUUCUGUGCUUGUAAGGCCCCUUGAAUGCCUGCUGGGGAGAUCUUGCCCUCAGAGUAGCUACCAGGGCUACUAUGUGGCCAGGGACAUAGGUCAGUUGUUUGGAGAAACGGUUCCAAAGAACAGGGUUUAAGUCCUGUUGCUGAAGGGUUGUGCUCAGGUUUUUAGAUAUGAGUUUGUUCUGGUAUAAAGAAUGGGACACUCUUUCUCUCUCUGCUGUAAAACUAGAGUCUAACAAUUUAGAAAGAAGAGCUGGAUCUUUCUCCUAGAACAAAUUCCUGUUUUUAAUGCGCAGUUCUUAAGAAAAACUUGAGCUGCUGUUGUUGAUGGUGCCAGCAGCCUUUAAAUAUCUUGCUUGCCUUCCCCAGAUCUCUGAAAGGGCUUCAGAACUCAACUGUCCUUCCUUGAGGAAUGGAGCUCUUCCUCCUCCCCAGCCUCCUACUCUUUUGAAUACCUUGUAACCUACCCAUCCUAGGAUCCAGCAAGCCUGGUGCUAGUAGGGAAUAGUUAGCUUUACUUUUGUUUCCUGCAAUUCUUGAAAGCUGAGCCAGUAAUCACAAAGUGACUGCCCAGGGAUAGUUGCAAACUGCUGCAAAUAGGACACAAAAAAGGCAGGGAAGAGGAUGAAAUUGCAUGGAAAGGGCUGCUGCUGGAUCUGUGUAGGGCUGCAGCCUUCCCUCAAGGUGCUGAUGUUCCCUGGUAGCAUUGAAUUCCUGCAUAACUGAUCACAUAUUUCAGUUUAAAUAGCUUGUUACUAAAUAUUUGUUGGUUAAACUCUUGUUUGAGGAGUCCUGAAAGAAACUUCCUUGUCGGCCUUUGUUUUGAAGCUGUGUAUCAGCAAGGAAAUAAGAGGUGAGGAACCCAGUCUUGGUGUAGAAAGGGUGAUUGCAAAGACAUCUUUUUACUGGCUGUUUAUUUUGUCCCCUAAGCCUGGAUUAAAGGUAUAGGCAGUGUGUAUAUGUGAAGUUACUACAGUCCUGUAGUUGCUCCAUAGCAGUCACUGGAGCUGUACCCAAGGGUGGAACUUCAUUUGGUGUGGCACUUGUUACUCUUCUGGGAAACAGCAGAUCCUGACCAUUAGUAGACUAGGAAGAAAGGUUGGUUUGCUUGUUUGUGUUUUUUUUUUUUUUUAAGAAAAAGCAAAAUUACUUGAGGCAGUUAUUACAAUGUGACCCUGUCAACUGUACAAUGAAUUCCACCCUUCUGCUGCUGGUCCUGACCCAUAUCUCUGCUGAAGCUGUGGGAAUGGUGACAUGCUGAGUGGUGUGAUAUUGAGGGUAUUUUUAAAGGGAAAAAUAGGGAAAGCACUCAGCAUAUGUGCUAGAAUCAAACAAGAAUGCAUAUUUGUGGAGGUCUUGCCUUGUUUUAGCAGCAAUAUUUACUGCAGAAUCAUAAAUAAGAGAACCAUGGAAUGCUGGUUCAUAUUAAUGGGAGGUCUGCCCAUGAACCAAGCACUGUUGAGUAUUAGCAUAAUUUGACAACAAAGGUUUUAAUAGUGUCUUUCAAAAGAGUCUGUCUUUCAAACUGGCAUUUGUGAUCAUUUGCAAAAAUGCCUACCUGUUGCCUUUGAUUGUUUUAGCAAGAAGAAAUACCUCAAGGAAUUGAUAAAAGAUCCUAUGACAAUCUUUUACAGUUCCUAAAGACUUCAGUGGUCUCUGUUUCUUUGGUUUGCAUGUGUUCACACAGGUGUUACACAGCUCAGCUCUUCUCCACCAGGAAAAGCAGAAAAGACCAAACACAUCAAAUGCACUGGAAUGUAAUUGUGUGUGUGUGUGUGAGUGGGUGUGUGUGUGUGUGUUCUUGAACUGAAUGCAGUCUGACAUCCCCUACCCCUUCUUUCUUCCAUGUGCCUCACCUUCCCCCUUAGCCACAGAAAGGAGGGUCUCUUCCUACGAAUCCCAUGCUGGAAGUUGGUUUCUGGGAAGCGAAACCUAAUGUCUGUGGGCUGUUUUUUAAAGCCAUGUUUCAGUUCUGUCUUCAGACUUUUUGCUGCCUUUGGGGGACAGAGGGGUGGGAAGGGUAGAUUGUUAAACUGUUUUUAAAAUCUAUUAUGGAAAUUUUGCAUGUAUAAAGUUAUUCUUAAAUCUAAAGGAGUCUCCCCAGUUUGUGGACAUGGCUCCAGGAGAGCAUCAUCACAGAUUCCUCAACUCAGUUUUAGAUGAGACUAUCCUGAAAGGAGUAUUUGAUGACAAAAGGGGGAGGGAUUGGUGUGAUGGAAGGACAACAUUGUCAGUAUAUCCUCAAAUACAUGUCAGAAGUUAGGCUUGUAAAAGGGAAAUUUUAAAGCAACCCACAGGAUAUGUAUGUCUGUUUCCACUGGGUCAUUUGAAAAUCCUUCCACUAAAUUUGAGUUUGGGUAUGUAGAUGUUGGGGUUUUUUGGUUAAAAUAAUCAUGGCUCUCUUCUAUUCUCUUCCAUGGUAUGUAGUAGAGUCUCCCAUGUUUCUAGGUGAAUUUCAUUGAUGAGAAUACUGUGAAAUAUGGAUUCACAUUUUCUUCUCCUUCUUCCCCCCCUGCUUCCUGCAUGACUGUUCUUCAGUGGGGUAUUAAAAAAAAAAACCAAAAAAACCAAAAAAUAAACCAACAAUGAAGUUGUUCAUCUUGAAAAUAAAAAGGGUAAGAUGAGCUAAAAUUUGCAAUGUACUUAAUAAACUUCCUCUCAGUGGAGGGUUUCCCCAUGACUUCUGAUUGUCACCAGAGUAUGAUGCUGUCCUGCUGCAGAAGUAAACCCAAUGCUCUCCUGUGAGAUUUCUGUCUGGAUUAGUCCUGAAGUGCACACACCUCCUUUGCCAUGGACUGAGACCCAGUGAGAAUGUAGCAUUUUCUUUAUCCUGGUUGUGUGCCUCCAGGACUCCUGCCUGUACCAAUGGUGACUGGGCAGAGCUCCUUUUUUGUAUCUGUGCAGUAUAUUUGCUUUGUGCUUUCUUCUUUGGUGCUUUUUAAUACUUUAAUACUUGGAUUUUUUUUUCUAAUAACUGGUACAAUUUUUAAUAAAAUUGUUAAAUUUG
Molecule: messenger RNA, 6885 nt
Organism: Parus major (Great Tit)
Lineage: Eukaryota; Metazoa; Chordata; Aves; Passeriformes; Paridae
Gene: BMF
Product: Bcl2 modifying factor
Exons: 5
Coding region: 263-844 (193 amino acids)
Biological process (GO): negative regulation of autophagy; positive regulation of apoptotic process; apoptotic process
Cellular component (GO): myosin complex
Source: RefSeq, a predicted model, not a curated record